UGAUCAAUCUUGUCAGGAAAUUAGACAUCUUUCAUCAACUUUGCCUAAUCUAGUUCCUAAAGUAUAUUAUGCUCAGUUUGGUGCUCAGCAGUAUUUAACUAACACAGUCAUUAAUACUGUUUUUUCUACAUCAAACUCAUCAAUCCUUCCUAUAUAUGCUGCACGGUUUGCUUUGAAUCAAACAUUUUUAGAUUUAAGCCUCGUCAACAAUACCAUCAUGUUGUGUAAAGAUCGUCCUUCAAAGAUGACUACCGCUUGGCAAGUUGGUGUUCAUUAUGAAAUACAGUGUUCUCUUGACCCCAUUGCUCUUAUGACUGAUGGCUCUAGCCCUAUAUUCUAUGAUAUAUAUAUCAAAGAUGGUAAUAUGUUGGUGCCCAUUCCAGUCUUAAUUAGUGGUCAUCGUGACAAUAAUGGUGUACUUGUUAAUGAAGGUGAUGAUAGCUCUCAGUGGCAGUUUGUGAGACGUUUCUAUACCCACCAGUCAGUCACUGGCACUCCAUCAUAUCUUGAAUACACUGAAAUCAAUAUACAGUUAACCAGUCGUGGUCACAUUCAGUCUCCUUAUCUUAGACUGUCCUAUCAGGCUAUACCUACCAAUGAUGCACAAGCUUCAUUUGUUGUUAGAUACAGUGGAGGAAAUGAUGCUUUUAACAUUGCUUUAUUAGUAAUAGCUAGUGUGUUUGUUAUUCUAGGUGCAGUCUAUGCUGGCUAGUUCAUAAUUGUAUUAAUAAAUAAUAUUUAAAAAUUUUAUUUUUUUAGACUUUUAUUUAUCUGGUUGUAAUCCUUUGUUCUGUGUUGUCCUUUUCAUUUUUGUGCCUGGUCUCCAUUUCCUCUAUAUUUUGGUUGUUAUUCUACAAGCUACAAGUGACCCUUAUAUGGAAACAGACCUCUGUUAGGAUAUUCCUCAUCGACUGGGAGAAACCAAAAGGGGCGGGACAGUCAAAGGACACACCCACAACCACGCCCACUGCAUCAACUGUGAGCAUCUGGAGGACAUAUUUUGUGGCAAAUGAAUGGAACAAAAUUCAAACUCAUCACAAAUUGAAUUCUUUUCUGUUUAUAUGUUGUCGCUGCUGAGAAUUCAUGUGACCACACCCACUGAGUGAUACACUGCUCCUCAGCUCAGUCUUAAGGAUUGGACUGGCUGUCAUUGUCUACUUGUUGAUUGUUUGGAUCUCCUAGCCAUUUUUGAUAAAGUGCCCAUACUGUGCUGUGGGUCUUUGGCCAAAUUUCACCGAAAAUGUAAAGGAGAGAAUCCUCUAUUUUUAUAAUUUUUCGAGAUACAUAUACACAUCAUUAUGUAAAAAUUAUAACUGUAGCAAAUCUGAUUAUGUCUCUUGCAAUGUUGAUGUUACGGAGGAAUUUGAAAUGAUCAUAUUAUCUUUAAACUUGUCA
Amphimedon queenslandica is the source of this 1395-nucleotide messenger RNA. RefSeq names its product meckelin-like. Gene Ontology annotation, cellular component: ciliary transition zone; MKS complex. The transcript has 9 exons. Gene Ontology annotation, biological process: cilium assembly. The record is from RefSeq and is a predicted model, not a curated record. The coding region runs from base 218 to 712 and encodes 164 amino acids. NCBI's taxonomy places the organism in Eukaryota, Metazoa, Porifera, Demospongiae, Haplosclerida, Niphatidae.